AUGGAAGGCAAUCGGGAUGAAGCACAGCGUGCCUUCAAACUCGCCCAGUCCUGCCAAUCGACCGACCCGAUCAAGUCACUCAAGUUUGCCAAGAAAGCCUGCGCGCUGUACUGGAGUCCAGAGGCUGCCGCCCUGGUCAAGACACUCGAGACGGGGGAAGGACCAUCGACGAGCGCCGCCCCAACCGGCUCAUCAACUGCAACCAAAAACACUUCCUCAUCCACCACAUUCACCAAGCGAUCUACCCAACCCUCAACCCCUAGACCAAGCUCCUCGGCUAACAAGAACGAUCCCCCCACCUUCAAGCCUGCCCAACUCGAACUAGUCAAGAAAGUCAGACAGCACAAGAAUACUCAGUACUACGAAAUACUCGAACUCAAACGAGAGGCCAACGAAUCCCAAAUCAAAUCCGCCUAUCGCAAGUUGGCACUUGCUCUACACCCCGACAAGAAUAACGCACCAGGCGCAGAUGAAGCUUUCAAGAUGGUCUCGAAAGCCUUCCAAGUUCUAUCAGACCCUGACAAGCGAGCGGCCUACGAUCGACACGGAGCAGACCCGGACUCAAGAUCAGCAGGAGUACCGACCAGUUCACCCUUUGGAGGCGGAAGAGGAGGAGGAGGAGGGAUGCAUUUCUCGCACGAGGAUGCCAUCGACCCUGACCAACUAUUCAGGAUGUUCUUCGGCGGCGGUGGCUUCGAUCAUCCGGGCAUGCAAUUCGGCGGCGGGCCUACGGUCUUCCAAUUCGGUGGUGGCGGAACUACCUUCCGCAGGACCGGCUUCAACCGUCGCCAGCACCAACAACAGAAUCCAAACGAGCCCGAAGUUCGAACGCCCUCAACCUGGUUCAGCUUGUUACCGAUCAUCCUCUUCUUUGGCGUCUCCCUCAUCCAAUCCUUCCCUUCCCUCUUCUCCUCUCCAUCCACCCCUGAUCCUUCCUUCUCUUGGAACCCGAGCACCGUAUAUCCUAUUCAACGGGUCACCCAAACCUCACAUGGUAUUACUUAUUUCGUCAACCCGGUAGAAUUUGCGACUCAUCCAUUGUGGGAGGAGUAUCUGAAAGCGAACCCGGGAUUGAGCGAAAGUCCAUCGAAGACUACUGGGGAGCAGACGGCGACGGAAGAGAACAAGCGCGCACUGAUCCAAGACCUGGUCACCGAAUCUCGCCAGCUGGUCGAGAAGAGAAAGGCUAAUCAGCGUCACUACCUAGUCGUACCUAAGAACCUGCAGAGGUUCGAACAAGAUAUCGAGAACUCAUGGGUCAGAAAACUGAGGCACGAGUGUCAGAAUGCCAAAGCUCAUCAAGAGGCUCGGAAACGAGAGUUAUCAGGCUUCUUAGGAAUCGGGUCCGUCACUCCACACUAA
This is a messenger RNA of Puccinia triticina, 1362 nucleotides long. RefSeq lists its product as uncharacterized. The record is from RefSeq and is a predicted model, not a curated record. Gene Ontology annotation, molecular function: Hsp70 protein binding. Bases 1 to 1362 code for a protein of 453 amino acids. Gene Ontology annotation, biological process: cellular response to misfolded protein. Lineage: Eukaryota; Fungi; Basidiomycota; Pucciniomycetes; Pucciniales; Pucciniaceae. The transcript is spliced from 4 exons. Gene Ontology annotation, cellular component: endoplasmic reticulum membrane.